AAUGGGAUGUGUUACUUCUAAAAGAAAGCCUAUAACAUAGCUAGCCAAACCUGCUUUAAACUAAAAUUCAUAGCAAAUUGAAGACAAUGAUGAAUAAAACUAUCAUAGUGUUCCUUAAAGUCCUAUUUUAAAAAAAAUUGUCCGUAUUGGUGCAUUAACACAUGAUGAAAUUAAGGAUUUUGUAAUAGAAAGAAGAAACUAAACUAAUAGUGCAAGACGAAUUGAAUAAAUGAAAAAAAGUGGCCGAUAUACGCCAACUAUUAUCUAUAAAUAUAGAUAACAAUCAGCCUCUUUUAGAAGUCCUUCAAAGGCUACUAAUGCAUCACCAAUCUAACCUACUUAAAAAUGA
This is a messenger RNA of Paramecium pentaurelia, 349 nucleotides long. Lineage: Eukaryota; Ciliophora; Oligohymenophorea; Peniculida; Parameciidae. The record is from the annotation of a GenBank genome assembly.